Messenger RNA from Ostrea edulis (European flat oyster), 871 nucleotides. Its product is annotated as universal stress protein in QAH/OAS sulfhydrylase 3'region-like. The transcript has 4 exons. The coding region runs from base 120 to 605 and encodes 161 amino acids. The record is from RefSeq and is a predicted model, not a curated record. Lineage: Eukaryota; Metazoa; Mollusca; Bivalvia; Ostreida; Ostreidae.
GUAAAGAACGAUAACUCGUACUGAGUAUUGAUUUCACGCCUCACAGGACACCAUUAUUUACAUCAGUCGGAUCAGAAGGAAAACCUCAGAACGGAGAAAACAAGCGGAGUCGAUAAGCAAUGGCUGCAGGUACUCCAAAACGCCGCGUGGUUCUGGCCAUGGACGGAAGUGAAUAUGCCGAUUACGCUUUUAACUGGUAUAUGGAGAACUUCAAGGCAGAUGGAGAUUAUCUCACAAUUGUUCACAGUUUUGAAGCCAAAAGUGUUGCACAUGCAGCUUUAGGGUCAGAUGUCAAAGCUCUGGGGAACGUUCUGGAAGAGGAGGUGAAGGUCAACAAAGUCAUAACAGAUAAACUGCAGGCCAAGCUAACCUCAUCCGGUAUGACUGGUGAAGUCAAAUCUGUCGUGGGGAAACCUGGCGAAGCGGUGGUCCAUGAAGCACAUGCACAAGGUGCUGACGUCGUAAUUUGUGGAACAAGGGGUCACGGAAAGCUGCGUAGAACGUUUAUGGGUAGCGUCAGUGAUUACAUCGUCCACCAUUCCCACGUGCCUGUCGUCGUAUGUCGUCACAAGAAUCACCAUGACAAACACGGUCAUCGUCACUGAAUGACGUCAUUCGUUCACCCUGAAACAGUUUUUCAGCAUUAAAGUGAUUUAGUCUGAACUACAAUUAAAUGUUGGUUAAGUAUUUCAUAAAUCUCAGCAUUAUGUUUCGUUAUCUUUGGUGGACAAUUAUAAUGUAAUAUUAAAUAUUAUAUAUUUUUCAGGAUAUGUAAUCUGUAGAGACACGUUGAUUUGUAUAGCUGUAAUGAUUGUGUAAGAUUUCAACAAGUCAUUUGUAUUUGCUCCACAGUAAAUAAAUUUCUAAUGUA